Molecule: messenger RNA, 1007 nt
Organism: Cuculus canorus (common cuckoo)
Lineage: Eukaryota; Metazoa; Chordata; Aves; Cuculiformes; Cuculidae
Gene: MANF
Product: mesencephalic astrocyte derived neurotrophic factor
Exons: 4
Coding region: 54-596 (180 amino acids)
Biological process (GO): neuron projection development; dopaminergic neuron differentiation
Cellular component (GO): endoplasmic reticulum
Source: RefSeq, a predicted model, not a curated record
UGGGCGGCGGGGGCGGGGCGGGCGCGCGCGAGGCCGGUGCGGAGCGGGGCGCGAUGCGGGCGGCACGCGGGCUCUGGGCGGCGCUGGCCCUGCUGGUGCUGCCGGGCGGCGGCCGCGGCCUGCGCGAAGGGGACUGCGAGGUGUGCGUUACCUUCCUGGGAAGGUUCUACCAGAGUCUAAAGGACAGCAAUGCUGAGUUCACACCCGCCAGUAUUGAAAAGGAGCUCUUGAAAUCCUGCAAAGAAGCAAAAGGCAAAGAGAACCGCCUGUGCUAUUACAUUGGGGCCACCAGUGAUGCCGCCACCAAAAUCAUUAAUGAGGUAUCAAAGCCUAUGAGUCAUCACAUCCCUGUGGAAAAGAUCUGUGAGAAACUAAAGAAGAAAGACAGUCAGAUCUGUGAACUGAAAUACGACAAACAGAUCGACCUGAGCACUGCCGACCUGCGCAAGCUGCGCGUCAAGGAGCUGCGGCGCAUCCUGGAUGACUGGGGCGAGGUGUGCAAGGGAUGUGCCGAGAAAUCCGACUUCAUCCGUAGGAUCCACGAACUGAUGCCCAAGUAUGCGCCUAGAGCUGCCGGGGCCCGUUCUGACCUCUGAGGGGUGGGGAACGGGACAGGGUGGAGCGGGUGCUGGGGUGAGCUGAGGUGGGCACGCACUGUAACAAGAUGUUUAUUAAAGUACAACAGUUUCUACCGGGUACUGAGGUGCCACGUGACAUAAUUACCAGGCACACAUCACACACAAGCGCAUCAUGGCCCCCCCUCGCGCCUCCCUGGCGGGAGCAGCAGGGGACAAGACAGAAAGGGUGCUGAGGGGUCGCUAGAAUGGGACGUUUAUUGAAGUGCAGUGGUUUUUACUGGGCGCAGAGGUGCCGUGUGAUGGGAUUACCGGGCACAGCUCUCACACAUUGCAUCACAGCCUCCCCUCGCUGUCCCCUCACGCCCCGCUGGCCGCGAAUGGGAUGGAGCAGGCACUGAAGCAAGCGCUGUAACGGGUUGAUUAUUAAAG